Scleropages formosus (Asian bonytongue) is the source of this 1300-nucleotide messenger RNA. Its product is annotated as lysosomal-associated transmembrane protein 4B-like. The record is from RefSeq and is a predicted model, not a curated record. The transcript is spliced from 7 exons. Gene Ontology annotation, cellular component: lysosomal membrane. Lineage: Eukaryota; Metazoa; Chordata; Actinopteri; Osteoglossiformes; Osteoglossidae. Bases 239 to 910 code for a protein of 223 amino acids.
UGGUACAAGCUGUCCAUUACGGCCACGUGACGGGGGUUUUAAUCCUGCCUGUCCUCGCGCUCGGAGCGGCGUCGCGUUGCCGGAGAUACAGUGAGUCUAGAUCGUCGGUGCAUAUCUCGUGGGACCGAUGUGGGAGCGCUGACGGCGCGCGCUACUCAGCAUCUCAAGCAUACACACACACACACACACACACACACACACAGAGCUCUCUGUGGACAGGGCUCCUCGGACGUGGACGAUGAUCUCCCCGUGGGACCGCUGGGUCUCCACCAGCUGCUGCCUCUGCUGCCAUGUCCGAACCGGGACCAUCAUCCUGGGGGUCUGGUACAUGCUCAUCAAUGCCGUGGUGCUGCUCGUCCUGCUCUUGGCCCUCGGUGAUCCGGAACAGUACCACCUGACCUGCACUAAUCUGUCCAAUGACCCCGACAUCACGGAUGAUGCCAAUGUGUGCAUCGCUGCAGCAAUCUCCCUGCUGAUGAUAUUCGUCUGUGGCAUGGCCACAUAUGGAGCUUCUAAGCAACACGCUACCUGGAUAAUUCCUUUCUUCUGCUACCAAUUAUUUGACUUGGUCAUGAACACCCUGGUGGCAGCCAGCGUGGCGGUCUACCCCAGCACCGUCCAGGACUACGUCCGUCACCUGCCGGAGAACUUCCCGUACAAAGAGGAGAUCUUGUCCGUGAACAGAGUGUGCCUGGCGAUCAUCGUACUGCUCUUCAUCGGCUGCAUCCUGGCCUUCAAGGCUUACCUCCUUGCCUGCGUGUGGAAUUGCUACAAAUAUGUAAGUGGACGAAGGAACACUGAGGUACUGGUGUAUGUCACCACCAACGACACCACGGUGCUGCUGCCCCCGUACGAUGAGGCCAUGAGUGCAUCGCCCAAGCAGCCCCCACCGCCCUACACCCCAGCAUGAGGGAGCCCCCCCCCAACCCCCCCCGGGCACGCCGACGCGUCCUCUCCGUUGCUGCGUCCGUCUUCCGUGAAUCCGCCCCCAACUCUCUCUUCAUAUUCAUCCAAUUAUCCAAAAAGGCAUCAUCAUAUGUUUUAAAUGCUGUCUUAUUUACAUUUUCAGCAACAUUUUAUUAAUUGUACUGUGUAAGUAUUAAAUUCAGGUCUGGAUCUCAUUAAAGCAGGUUGUACAUUAAAAAGCAAUAAAUCUUUUUUCGGUUGGGAAAAAACAUUGUUGCAGGUGUUCUGUUGCCAGACGAAUGUAAAAGUAAUGUGGUACAAAAUAAGUACUUUAAACUGAUGCUGGUCACCGAAUGCUCACUGAUUCUGGGUCAAUAAACCAAAUCAUUUAUUA